GUGAGGAAAAGGGGGCAUGAGAAGUUCUGUGGAAAAAAUAUUAAGCGCUAUGGCGAAUCUAGAAAGGGCUUUCGUGCACAGUCGGUAACAGAUUCUCGCUCGAUAGAUAUGAGCUCAGAUCAUGCAGAAAAAACUGAGAAAUCUACUGCCAGUAUUACAAUUCCGGAUGAUGGCAUUCGCUUCUGGAAGGAAGAAAAAGUUGACGGUGCGGUUUAUGGAAUAUACCUGAAAAAAGUCAAGUACACUGUAUUAUCUGAGCUUGAGCCUGCAGACAGUGACCAAGUUUCUCAUCUCCAGUGGCAGACACAGAGAAUAAGAGUUGUAAAGGCUGGAACUUUAGAACGCUUAGUCGAAAGUUUGUCAUCAGAGACCGGGGAGUUGGACUCAUCUUACGUCAAUGUCUUCCUUGCAACUUAUAGAACUUUUGCCAGUGCUAAACAGGUGCUGCAGUUAAUAUUAGACAGGUAUCUAGCCAUAGACCAGAAUACACAGCAAAAUGACCAAAUGCAUGAGAAGAUAAAAAAAACUUACAGAUCAGUAACGUCCAUGUGGUUGGACACAUAUCCAGAGGACUUUCGAGAGCCACCAAAUUAUCCCUGCCUCACUUUACUGGAGAAGUUUGCAGCAGAAAAUAUGCCGACCAGCGAUCUCGCCAUACGCAGUCAGCACAAAAAGGACAAAUUUAUGAAGGAGGAAGAGGGGGAACAUCAUGAUGGCAAUAUUGACUUCCACCUCAAUCUUUGUGAUGAAGUUGACUUCAUGAUAGACACAGAGUACCAGAAACCUCUAGACUUCAUGUCAAUUCCAAACGCCAUGUUUGCCCAGCAGCUUACUUAUAUGGACGCGCAAUUAUUCAAGAAGGUCCUGCCCCACCACUGCUUGGGGUCAGUGUGGUCAAAUCGGAAGGACAAGAAGAAACUGGACGCCCCCUCAGUGGUGGCCACUGUGGACCAGUUUAACAGAGUCUCCUACCGCGUCAUAGCAACAGUGCUUAAACAGCCAGACAUGAAGGCAUCACAGAGAGCUAAGAUCAUUGCAAAGUGGAUAGAUAUAGCACAGCUUGAGCCUGCAGACAGUGACCAAGUAUCUCAUCUCCAGUGGCAGACACAGAGAAUAAGAGUUGUAAAGGCUGGAACUUUAGAACGCUUAGUCGAAAGUUUGUCAUCAGAGACUGGGGAGUUGGACUCUUCUUACGUCAAUGUCUUCCUUGCAACUUAUCGAACAUUUGCCAGUGCUAAACAGGUGCUGCAGUUAAUAUUAGACAGGUAUCUAGCCAUAGACCAGAAUACACAGCAAAAUGACCAAAUGCAUGAGAAGAUAAAAAAAACUUACAGAUCAGUAACGUCCAUGUGGUUGGACACAUAUCCAGAGGACUUUCGAGAGCCGCCAAAUUAUCCUUGCCUCACUUUACUGGAGAAGUUUGCAGCAGAAAAUAUGCCGACCAGCGAUCUCGCCAUACGCAGUCAGCACAAAAAGGACAAAUUUAUGAAGGAAGAAGAGGGGGAACAUCAUGGUACGUUAUUGUCAGUAUUUUUGUUUUAA
This is a messenger RNA of Lingula anatina, 1542 nucleotides long. Its product is annotated as ral guanine nucleotide dissociation stimulator-like 1. Gene Ontology annotation, molecular function: guanyl-nucleotide exchange factor activity. Lineage: Eukaryota; Metazoa; Brachiopoda; Lingulata; Lingulida; Lingulidae. Gene Ontology annotation, cellular component: plasma membrane. Gene Ontology annotation, biological process: Ras protein signal transduction. The record is from RefSeq and is a predicted model, not a curated record.